ACGUUUGCGUCGCAAUUCGGGAGUUGGGGGGAUUGGCCUCCCCCCCCGUGCGUCCAACUUCCUGUCCCCCCUGCGGCCUGGGCUCCACAACCUUGCCUGAGCCUCGGACACCACUUCCUGACUCUCCGCUGGAGGCAGAGCUCUCCUUACUCUCUCCAGCGCUUGGGGAUGGGCUGGAACUUAAGAUGGGAGGGACUUCCCUGUAUCCCUUGUCCCUUUGUAUUAAGCAACAAACUUUCUGAUAUCAAAAUUGAAACACAUACACAUGGAAAAGAGAGGCCACUGCUGUUGUUAUAUGUGUACAGUACUGUAUAUUGAAUGCUGAUCCCAGGCAAGCCCUGCUUGAAACCAUCUGACCUUCAAGCUUCAUAUCAGUCACGCUGUGGCCAAGGGACAAAAACACCAGCUUUCCUUUGACCACUAUUCAGCAACAUGGUCCAUCAACAGGGUGACCAACCCUCCAAUCCCUAAAAACAGCUGAGCAACCUUAACAUCACACUUUAAGAGUUCCAUUAAUGGAAAUAGCUAUUAGUUACCUCCUUCUAAAGUUAUUUUCCAUAGAAAGCAAAUUGUAGUCCAGCCUAUUAGAACAGCCAAAGGGUUAGUUUCUGUGCCUGAAUGGCAACCACAAAGAAGUCUGUGCCCAGUUCUAGAGCCCUGGACUAAUGCCGCCUUAUCGUAUAAUAACCUGAAUGGCUGGAGCAGAAAAGGCAAUGAUGUCAUAGACCUGCUACUGAAGCUUCUAGAACAAAGGCAGUUGGAGUGAGAACAUGAAGACCACUACAGGGGGAGAGUUGGUGACCACCUAAUCCAGAGCUGCUGUUUUGUCAUAAGGGCCAUGAUUCCAGCCGGCUGUAAAUAGAAAACAAGAAACACAAAAAGUCUGCCAACCAUCCAGACAAUGAUGCCAUCUACAUACAAGUCGCAGCCCUGAUGAAAAGAAUAAAACAACCCCCGUGAAGUGGGAUCAGACCAAGGUAGCUCUCAUGUUUCCUUUAUAGCUUUUUAAACUAAAGGUGAAGAUUGGCAAGAGGUAGAUACUUGGCUUGCCAAAUCUGCACCUGUGGGCCUCAAGUGUCUACUGUAGCAGUUUGUAGGUGAAAGGAAGAAUGGAUGACUCUGAACCUGCAUUUGACCAAGUAAUCCCUGGAAAUGAAGAAAUGCUAGGUACUGAAGAACAGAAACAUAAUCAUGAAAUUAAUGAGAAUUGCAAUGAGAUGUGCCAACCAGAGAGUGAAACAUAUUUUAGGAAACAAUCCCGCAGCAGCAGCCCUCACAUCCUAGGCCAGGAACAGGCUAUUAGUUUGCUUGAAGAGACAGAACAACCUGUUGUGCAAGACUCCAGCUAUGAGAGUGAACAAGUGGAGAGCAAAGAAUCCCAGAAUGGUAAUCAACAACUGGAGAAACUGGAAUCUCGGCAUAGCAGGCAACAGUCCAUUCAUGGCCAGAAUCCGCAGAGCAGAAAAUCUUCCCAAGGGAAGGCCUUAGACAAAACUGAAAUAAUGGAUGAACGGUGUUGGAUCAGCAAAACAACAGGCAUAAAAAUGAUAUCUGGCAGUCAGCAAACUAGUUUUGUUUGGGGCCCAGAAACACUUGAAGAAAUUCUGCGUCCUUUUCGUGAGGCUGCAAUAAGCAGUGCUACUUAUGCAAAUACAGAAGUAGAACCACCUAUAGCUCAAGACUCUCACUUUAGUAUUCAACAACCAAAGGGGCAAGAAUCAAGGCGGGCUAGUCAACUACCUAUAGCAAACGAAUCUCACCAUAGUAUUCCACAAGAGGCAGAGAGAAAGGAAUCAAUAAAAGGUUGGCAACAGACUGCAGUACAUGAAUCUUGCUGCAGUAUUCAGCAGCCAGAGGGAAAGGAAACAAGGCAAACCAGUCGACAGGCUUUAGCAGAAGAAACUUAUUAUAUUACUCAACAGCCAAAAGAGCAGGAGUCCAAGACUGGCAACCAGCUACCAAGAAGACAUGAGUCCUACCAAAUGCCAGAAGAUAAACGAAUAAAAAGACUGAAAAGAAUGCACAAAAAUAUAACUGACCAGGCACAGCAGACAGAUAGUGCAGAAUCUCUGAGAAGAGAACUGUUUGAAAAGAGUCUACAGACAGAUAGCCAUGGCAGUUCAACAAUUAGUGCAACAAUUGAAUUAAAAGGUUCCUGCCAUGGCAGCCGCCAAUCUAGCUUACAAAAAAUUGAUCAGGAGAGUUUUCCAGUUGAGUUACAAGAUCUCUCUUUGGGCAGACAGCCCUCUGAAGCACCUGGGAUUUACCAUGGCAGCCUCCCACGUGAACUUUCCUUCAAUAAAACCAAGCAAUUUGAUGUUCAAGACCUCCACCGUGGCAGUCUUCCAGCUCAUUUACAACAUGAGGUACAAGAAUUCCGUCGGAGUAGCCUCCCUCUGGAAUUGCAAGAUGCCCUCCGCAACAGCAAGCCGGUUGAAAUUCAAGAGCUCCGUUAUAGCAGUAUCCUCGCAGCAGUGGAAGAUCUUGGGGAAACUCCUCUGGAGGCUGAGGAAGAGAAUUUUCAGAGCAGUCCCCCGCUUGAACUGGAAGUAUGCCACCAACCUAAUCAACAGGAUAUUGAACAGGACUCCCAGCAUGACAGCCAGAAGCCCCGAGAGACAGAAUGCAAGGUGGAUCAGGAAACUGAGACCGAGAGGCCCACUGCUUUGGAUAGUAAGAUAGCACCACUGAAGCAAAACGCCUCAUUUGCUCAGCAAACAUAUAGUAUCAUUUCAAUUGAGGAAUCUACCUGGCUAAACAGACGAUCUGGCAAAUUAAUAAGACACCUCAGUCAGCAGACUGAUUGCAGUUGGCUCCAGGCGAAUAGAGAGAGAGAAAGGAAGCUUGGUGAUAAAGAAAUGAUGACAAGUUGUGAAACGGGGGUUCAAAAAUCAACCUGCUCAAAGUCUGAAAAAGAAGUACAAGCACCUGCCUGGAAGGAUAUUGAGGAGUCUAUGGAGCAUGAGCCCUGGGUGGUCAGAAAACAGUCUGGUGUGUCUCAGAAAGACAGUGAAGUGUUCAUUGCACUCAAAUCACGAAGGGGCAGUGAACUCCGCACCCUGCCUGAGUCUCAGAAAGACAUCCAACCACCUUCUGCAGCAGUGUCCAGGAGAGGAAGUGAGCAGCCCAUUGUGCUUGAGUCCCGGAAGCUCAGUGAACUCCCCACCCUGCCUGAGUACCAGAAAGACAGCCAGCCACCUACUGCACCAGUGUCCCGGAGAGGAAGUGAGCAGCCUGUUGUGCCCGAGUCCCGGAAGCACAGUGAACUCCCGACCCUGCCUGAGUCUCAGAAAGACAGCCAGCCACCUACUGCGCCAGUGUCCCGGAGAGGAAGUGAGCAGCCUGGUGUGCCUGAGUCCCGGAAGCACAGUGAACUCCCAACCCUGCCUGAGUCUCAGAAAGACAGCCAGCCACCUGCUGCACCAGUGUCCCGGAGAGGAAGUGAGCAGCCUGGUGUGCCUGAGUCCCGGAAGCACAGUGAACACCCCACCCUGCCUGAGUACCAGAAAGACAGCCAGCCACCUACUGCAGCAGUGUCCCGGAGAGGAAGUGAGCAGCCUGGUGUGCCUGAGUCCCGGAAGCACAGUGAACUCCGCACCCUGCCUGAGUCCCAGAAAGACAGCCAACCACCUACUGCACCAGUGUCCCGGAGGGUAAGUGAACAGCCUGCUGUGCCUGAAUCCCGGAAGCACAGUGAACUCCCCACCUUGCCUGAGCCCCAGAAAGACAGCCAACCACCUUCUGCAGCAGUGUCCAGGAGAGGAAGUGAGCAGCCUGUUGUGCCUGAGUCCCGGAAGCACAGUGAACUGCGCACCCUGCCUGAGUCCCAGAAAGACAGCCAACCACCUACUGCACCAGUGUCCCGGAGGGUAAGUGAACAGCCUGGUGUGCCUGAAUCCCGGAAGCACAGUGAACUCCCCACCUUGCCUGAGCCCCAGAAAGACAGCCAACCACCUUCUGCAGCAGUGUCCAGGAGAGGAAGUGAGCAGCCCAUUGUGCCUGAGUCCCGGAAGCACAGUGAACUGUGCACCCUGCCUGAGUCUCAGAAAGACAGCCAACCACCUACUGCACCAGUGUCCCGGAGGGUAAGUGAACAGCCUGGUGUGCCUGAAUCCCGGAAGCACAGUGAACUCUCCACCUUGCCUGAGCCCCAGAAAGACAGCCAACCACCUUCUGCAGCAGUGUCCAGGAGAGGAAGUGAGCAGCCCAUUGUGCCUGAGUCCCGGAAGCACAGUGAACUGUGCACCCUGCCUGAGUCUCAGAAAGACAGCCAACCACCUACUGCACCAGUGUCCCGGAGGGUAAGUGAACAGCCUGCUGUGCCUGAAUCCCGGAAGCACAGUGAACUCCCCACCUUGCCUGAGCCCCAGAAAGACAGCCAACCACCUACUCCACCAGUGUCCCGGAGAGGAAGUGAGCAGCCUGUUGUGCCUGAGUCCCGGAAGCACAGUGAACUCCCCACCCUGCCUGAGUACCAGAAAGACAGCCAACCACCUACCGCACCAGUGUCCCGUAGGGGAAGUGAGCGGCCUGGUGUGCCUGAGUCCCGGAAACAAAGUGAACUUCCCACCCUGCCUGAGCCCCAGAAAGACAGCCAACCACCUACUGCACCAGUGUCCCGGAGGGGAAGUGAGCGGCCUGGUGUGCCUGAGUCCCGGAAACAAAGUGAACUCCCCACCCUGCCUGAGCCCCAGAAAGACAGCCAGCCACCUACUGCACCAGUGUCCCGGAGGGGAAGUGAGCGGCCUGGUGUGCCUGAGUCCCGGAAACAAAGUGAACUCCCCACCCUGCCUGAGCCCCAGAAAGACAGCCAACCACCUACUGCACCAGUGUCCCGUAGGGGAAGUGAGCAGCCCAUUGUGCCUGAGUCCCGGAAGCACAGUGAACUCCGCACCCUGCCUGAGUCUCAGAAAGACAGCCAACCACCUACUGCACCAGUGUCCCGGAGGGGAAGUGAGCGGCCUGGUGUGCCUGAGUCCCGGAAACAAAGUGAACUCCCCACCCUGCCUGAGCCCCAGAAAGACAGCCAGCCACCUACAGCAGCAGUGUCCCGGAGAGGAAGUGAGCAGCCCGUUGUGCCAGAAUCCCAAAGUGACAAAUCACUUGGGACCACAGCCAUGUUGGGUGCUGAAAAAGAGACUGAAGUACCAAGUGGUGCUCCUAGUGAGACAAAUCAAGCAAAACGGAAAACUUCUUUUUCUGCAAAGGCUCAACAAACAUACAGUAUUAUUUCCCUUGAAAUAAAUACCUGGAUUAACAGAAGAACUGGCACAUUAAUGUCUUGUAGCAGUCAACAAACUGAGGGAAGCUGGCUUCAGGAUUAUAUAGCAAAAAAACUAAGGCGUGCAUCUAAAGGAAGUAUGGGCAGGAGUGCUGCAGCUGAACCAAGUAAGUCUGGAUCUGAGAGUGAUGGAAAAGAUGAUGUAGAGCAGGAGCUCACCUGCAAUAAAGAGUUUCCAACUGAGAAUAAGGGGGCAACAGCGGAUCUAAUUGCAGCCCAAACCCUAAUGUCUCCUGAAGAAGCAGAAGGAGAACUGUUGCAGCUUGCAAACAAACUUGCAGUGGGGAACCAACAGAAUGAGAUACCACCAUCCCAGGGAGAGUGCAUACAGGAGGAUAUGCCACAGUUCCAAUGGGACAGCCAAAAGAGGGGGGUUCCAGAGCCAGAUAUGGUAGAGUCCCAGUGGGGCAGCCAGCAGGCGGUAGUGCAAGAAUCCCGGCGGGGCAGCCAGCAAGCAGAGGUGCAGCAAUCCAGGCGGGGCAGCCAGCAGCCAGUGGUGCAAGAGUCCCGGCGGGGCAGCCAGCAGGCGGUGGUGCAGGAAUCCCGGCGGGGCAGCCAGCAAGUGGAGGUGCAGGAGUCCCGGCGGGGAAGCCAGCAGGCGGAGGUGCAGACAGAGAAGCAGGAAUCCCGACGGGGCAGCCAGCAGGCGGUGGUGCAGGAGUCCCGACGGGGCAGCCAGCAGGCGGAGGUGCAGACGGAGAAGCAGGAGUCCCGACGCGGCAGCCAGCAGGCGGUGGUGCAGGAGUCCCGACGGGGCAGCCAGCAGGCGGAGGUGCAGACGGAGAAGCAGGAGUCCCGACGGGGCACCCAGCAGGCAGUGGUGCAGGAGUCCCGACGGGGCAGCCAGCAGGCGGAGGUGAAAGAAUCCCGACGAAGCAGUCAACAGGAGGUCGUUCAACAAUCCCGGCGGGGCAGCCAGCAGGUGGUGGUGCAGGAGUCCCGGCGAGGAAGCCAGCAGGCAGAGGUGCAGACGGAGAAGCAGGAGUCCUGGUUGGGUAGCCAGCAGGCAGAAGUGCAAGAAUCCCGGCGGGGCAGCCAGCAGGCGGAGGUGCAGGAAUCCCGGCGGGGCAGCCAGCAGGCAGAGGUGCAAGAAUCCCGGCGGGGCAGCCAGCAGGCAGAGGUGCAAGAAUCCCGGCGGGGCAGCCAGCAGGCGGAGGUGCAGGAAUCCCGGCGGGGCAGCCAGCAAGCAGAGGUGCAAGAAUCCCGGCGGGGCACCCAGCAGGCGGAGGUGCAAGAAUCCCGGCGGGGCAGCCAGCAGGCGGAGGUGCAGGAAUCCCGGCGGGGCAGCCAGCAGGCAGAGGUGCAGGAAUCCCGGCGGGGCACCCAGCAGGCGGAGGUGCAAGAAUCCCGGCGGGGCACCCAGCAGGCGGAGGUGCAAGAAUCCCGGCGGGGCAGCCAGCAGGCGGAGGUGCAAGAAUCCCGGCGGGGCAGCCAGCAGGCAGAGGUGCAAGAAUCCCGGCGAGGCAGCCAGCAGGUGGUGGUGCAAGAAUCCCGGCGGGGCACCCAGCAGGCGGAGGUGCAAGAAUCCCGGCGGGGCACCCAGCAGGCGGAGGUGCAAGAAUCCCGACGGGGCAGCCAGCAGGCAGAGGUGCAGGAGUCCCGGCGGGGCAGCCAGCAGGCGGAGGUGCAAGAAUCCCGGCGGGGCACCCAGCAGGCGGAGGUGCAGGAAUCCCGGCGGGGCAGCCAGCAAGCGGUGGUGCAAGAAUCCCGGCGGGGCACCCAGCAGGCGGAGGUGCAGGAAUCCCGGCGGGGAAGCCAACAGGCGGAGGUGCAGGAGUCCCGGCGGGGAAGCCAACAGGCGGAGGUGCAAGAAUCUCGACGGGGCACCCAGCAGGCAGAGGUGCAGGAGUCCCGGCGGGGAAGCCAACAGGCGGAGGUGCAGACGGAGAAGCAGGAGUCCCGGCGGGGCAGUCAGCAGGCGAUGGUGCAAGAAUCCCGACGGGGCACCCAGCAGGCAGGAGUGCCACAGUCUAGACAGGGAAGUCAGCAGGGCAAAGAGCUGAAAAUGGAGCAGGAAUACAAAACCCAGCAGGUUUUGGGUGAUGAAUUUCAUUUUAGUAACACCAUAUGGAAGACGUUAGGAAAUCCAACCCAGCAACCUGAUGAGUCUGCAAGCAAAGGAACUCUUGGGAGCUUAUCGUCAUACACAGAAGGUGAAGAUGCAGCUCAGCAGACAUAUAGCAUAAUUUCUCUAGAAGAUGGAAUCUGGCUGAACAGAAAAACUGGUAAGUUCCUGUUCAGUCAUGGUCAGCAGACAAACAAAAGUUCACUUCGUGGUGUUAAUGGAAGAGCUGUGGAAGAUGGCAGUGAUAGAGGAGGAAGUACAAAACCCAUCAAAUCUGCUGUAAUGCAAUCUGAAGAAAAAUCUGCAGAACCUUCCUGCUGUUGCAGUGUACAAACUGAAAGUUGUACAUCAAGCAUCAGCAUUGUACAACCUUGGGAAGAAAUGCAGGAUCCUAAUGAGAAAGUGAUAAGCAGCCACCAGAGCGCAACUACGCUGCUGAGUGUAGAUACAUAUGUUGAUGUGGAGUAUGAAUCAAAGGUGACUUACAGUGUUGUUUCUGUGCCAGAAGGAAGCUGGAUCAAUAUUAGAACUGGCAGGCUGGUGGUAUCUCAUACUCAGCAGACAGACGAGUCUUCCUUUCAAAAGCCUGGAACAGAUGGUCAAGCACCCCAGAGGCGAGAUAGCUACUCACCUGAGCUGAGCCAUUAUGACCUGAGUGAUAGGCAGAUCAGUGAAGGUUCACAGCCAACCUACCUCAGUGAUGAACCGUAUGAGGAACCUGUAAUGCCUGGUGGAUAGGAGGGCCUUAAGAGACUGGAGACGUCUGAGAGUUAGUUGACUCUGCUGUGGGAGAGGACCAUGGCAUUUUGGAGAGCAGUGGCUACAAGACCAAAAGUAAAGCUCCCAGGAAAACAGAUGGCAGAAUAAAAAUGGGGAAACCUGUUUAUUUUGUGGUUCAUCUGCUUGAAUGAUGUUUAAUGAUUUAAUAGCACCUGUGGGGCUGAUCCAACCACCACCUAUCUAUCCAGUGCAGGGGGUGGCCCUGGCUGUCAGCUUCCUCCUCCUUCUCAGACUCAGUGUUGCCCUUACAGAACUUGGCAGGGAAGAGGAUGGGGACAAAACUAGAAUUAGUUGGCUCUGGCUGCACCUGCUGUUGGUCUCCCUGCCUUCUGCCCCACCAGUGCCAGUGGGCACCAGCCACCACCGAAUAGUGAUAUUUCAGUUCCUCAUUUGCUUGCCUCUAUGACAUAAAGAUAAGGCCGAGACUCCAGUCCUGUUUAAAGAUAAUAGAUUCAUCACUUGGUAGCUGUGGCUUCAGGUGAUUAUUGUUCUGUGUGAACAAACCAUCCUAGAUCAAACCCCACCAACAGAAUUAUUCUACUAUCUCACAUCACCUCCAACACAGUCAGAGCUACCGGCUGAUUAAAGUAUUUUGACCGAUCUGCCUUUAAGCAAAUAAUGCAUUCAUGAAUGAAUUAAAAGUAAAUACAUUUGCCUGUUACAAAAGGUCAGUAUAGGUGACUUUUUGAGAUAUUGAAGGAAGUGUGAGAUACCCGAGAGCUUGACAAAUGAAAGAUAUUGUUAUAAGGAAAGGUCAGCUGUAAUCGUCCCGCCCCAAUUCCCUAUUAUUGUGACACCCCAGCAUGCAGGAGCCUGGAGGUGUGUGUGUUGUGAACAAGUAUGCUCUUAAUUCUAAGCUCUACCAAUUAAUUCUCCCCCUUGAUUAAAUCAACUAAAGCACCCUUCUGCAACCUAGUGCCCCCAGGUGUUUUGGACUGCAACUCCUAUCAGUCCCAGCCAGUUGCAUUCCAAAACAUCUGGAUGACACCAGAUUGAGGAGAGCUGAAUGAAAGGUCCUGAAGCAUGCAGUCCUGUGCCUAAUCCACUGGAGGCUUUUCCCACAUUCAGCUGUGAGUCAUCAAGUGUAGUACAUAGAUUGUCUCACUGUGACCUUCCUGGGUUAUUAAUUGUGCGAUUUUAUAUGUGUCUAUACAGAAGUAAGUUCCACUUGGAGGUCCCUAUCCCCUCCACUCCAACCACUGCACUCCAGUGGCCUCAUCCAACUCUUUAUUGCUCUCUAUGAAGCAAAAGAAUCCAUUGUAUAAGUGCAGAGGUGUCAGGAUCCUUGUAAUCCUGAAUCUAUAAACUGAUAUGGUAAGUUGGAUGUAAUCUGCAUAUCUUUAUAUGAAACUAUCUUAUACUGAGUCAGACCCUUGGUCUGUUAGCCCAGGACUAACUGGCAAGCAGCUCCCCAGGCUCUCAGACCCUGUUCUUCCCAUGUACCUGCAACCAGAGCCUUUUAGGGUUUCCUCCCCACUCAUGCCUGUGAGAAGUGCUAGGGCCCCUCGUUUCUAUUCCCCAUAAGCUCUGCUGGCUAAAAAAUUGAAGGACCCUCCCCCUCUUCCACGGUUUAACUACGGGUUGGUUCCUAAAUCAUUUUCUUUGCCCUGGCAUUAAAGCAAACACCAUGGAUGAGAAAUUGGCAAAUAUGCAAAAAUGAUUGUAUCGAUUUAUAGAUAAGCCUAAUUUAUUGUAAUUUUAUUGGUGUGAGCCACUCUGAGCCCAAUUUUGACUGGGGAGGGCGGGGUAUAAAUAAAAAAAUAUUAUUAAUAAUAAUUAUUUUAUGAUGUGUAGCAAAUAUUUUUAUAGGUUCCAAUUCCAAAUAAAUGAGUGUAGACCUGACCAUUUGGUACAUCUUUCUCAUACAGGGUACAUGGAGUAUGCCCCUAGGAAUGAAGGCAGCGUUCCUAACUCCUAAGACCUGAUGAAUUCAUUAUAGUCUUACUUCCAAAUAUAUAUGGUUAGGAUUGUGCUGUUAGUUCCACUAGAGUCAGUGAAUCUUACUCCCAAGUAAGCUGGCAGAUUUUCAGUUUCAAUAUUCAUAGAGGAGAUCCCAUGUUCAACAAUACAGGUGGGAUUUCCUACUUGUGUUACCAUUUGUGUGCUCUGUGGGGAGUGGAAGAAAAAAGUGCAGCAUGAGCGUAGAGACUCAUCCCCAGUCUCACCUGAAGGUAGGGUCAGGAAAAAGUGUUGCUUAAGCAUCCCAAUAAAAUACUUAAUGAAAAAACAACAACCCCAAAACUGAGAUGCAGCUGCUAAAACAAAAACAAGAAAAACCCUGACACUAGUCUUGGCUGCAUCAACAGAAAUAUAGAAAAUGAAGAGUACCACUCUAUUCUUCCUUGGCCAGACCACGCCUGGAGUCCACUUCUGAGCACCACAAUUUAAGGAUGAUAUUGACAAGCUGAAAUGUGGGCAUAGGAGGGCAAUCAAGAUGAUCAAGGGUCUGGAAGCCAAGCCUUCUGAGGAAUGGUUGAAGGAGUUGGGGAUGUUUAGCCUGGAGAAGACUGAGAGGAGAUAAGACAGCUAUGUUCAAAAAUCUGAAUGGCUGUCAUGGAAGACUGAGCAAGUCUGUUUUCUCUUGCUCCAGAGGGUAGGACCUGAACCAGUAGCUUCAAGUUACAAGAAAGAGGAUUGCAACUAAUCAGGAAGAAAUUUCUGACGGCAAGAGUUGUUUGACAGGGGAACAGUGUCCCUUAGGUGGUGGAUUCUCCCUCCUUUGAGGCUUUUAAGCAGAGGGACAGAUAGCCAUCCA
Molecule: messenger RNA, 10881 nt
Organism: Zootoca vivipara (common lizard)
Lineage: Eukaryota; Metazoa; Chordata; Lepidosauria; Squamata; Lacertidae
Source: RefSeq, a predicted model, not a curated record